Molecule: messenger RNA, 1974 nt
Organism: Symbiodinium sp. CCMP2456
Lineage: Eukaryota; Dinophyceae; Suessiales; Symbiodiniaceae
Source: the annotation of a GenBank genome assembly
AUGCAGGCGGACGUUCACUUCGAGGAGCAGUUUGCUCCAAAGCUCUUGCAAAGUCCACGGGUACGAUGCUUCGCGCUUCGCCUGGCCACCCCUCCAAAGUUCGAGGGGCCACCCGUGCUGGGCAUGGACAUGUGGCUGCUGGGCAUUUGUCUACCGGCAGCUUGCAAUGCAACAGCCUUGGGUGCAUCGGCGGCUGAACUGUUUCGAUCGGUGCCGUUGUCCACGGUCACUGGUAACAGGGCGCAUCAUAUAGACGAGUUGUCCGGCAUCCAGGUCGAGGAGCUAGUGCAUUGGAGCGAGUUGAAGAUCAACUUCGGCAUUAUCGGCCCUCCCAACGCUGGCACUUCCUCCCUCCACCGGAGCUUGCAAGAGCUGGGUGCGCACUUCCUUGGUGGUGCGGAUGAGAUGCCUUUACCCGUCUCCUGGCUGCGAAGCGAGGAAUCUUGGCAAUGGCGGUGCACGGCGCCUCUGCUGCCACCUGCUGGCUGGGCCAAGGGCCUGGGAGUCCUACGGCGGCGCGAGGUUGACGAUGACGGGGAGCCAAACGGGCUCGUGGCCUUCCGCAACCCGAAAAUCAUCUACAGCUCCAGCUGCUUGCGCAACCUCCUCCUCAUUCCAGGCCUCCAAAUCAUCGCCGUUUGGCGCGAUCCCGUCGACUGGCUCUGGAGCUCCCUUCACCGGAGCUUCGAAGGCUUCGAGGACGCAGAGGAGGAGAUCGCGAGGGCAUGGUCGAUUUUCGCAGAGUCCACGAAGGGAGAAGACCCGUCGACACUCCAGCCACUGCAGGAGCAAGGAGGUGGCAUGCUCGAGCUCAGCACCUGGCGCCUGGGUGUUCCCCUGUCCCUCGGUGCGGCGGCGCCCAGCCGGGCGCUAUGGAAGCUCCACGAAGCCGUGGGUCAGGAGCGACUUCUGGUUCUUCCGUUCAAAGAGCUCAUUUCGAAGCAGCUGUCCUGCUUUGACCAGCUGCUAGUCUUCCUGGGACUCCCAGCCUCAGCUGGCGAGCUCCUGCCCGCGAAUGUCCGCCGAAGGCGGACCCGCGCUGACCGCCGGGCGGAUGUUGCCUUGAAGAAUGAGACGUCUCGUCUGCAGGAGUUCUUCCGAUCGGAACGAGAGUCAGCCGCUGGACUGCUGGCCUGUGCGGCACGAGUUGCAGACCUAGGGCAGCUGCAGUUUGAAAUGCGGGGCUCGGGAACUUCAUGGUUGACUCUUUGUGCCUUGUGUGCUCAGGAUCAUUCUGUCUUUCUGGGAACGGCGGAAAGCUGUGACGAAGGACUGGAUUGGCUCGGUGUUCCGGAAGACACCAACAUCCGAGGGAGAGAAGGUCAGAUGCCGGUCGUGGCAGCUAGCAGCAUUGGCGGUUCAAGGGGGCGAGGUUUGUUCACCACUGCCCCGGGUCCCCCAGCUCCUGUUGAGCUGCUGCGUGACCGCUCUCUUGGAGUGGACGGUUUCCUGGAGGACGAUGAAGCGGAGAGGCAUUGCGACGAGAAGUCACCGGAGUCAGAGUUUAUGGUUUGCAUGGUCUUUGGCGGAAAGUUCGGAUAUCUUCGUGACGAAUACACCCCAGGGGAGCUGUGGGGCACCCUCCGCCCGCUGCACGAGACACUGCGCCAGUGGCUGGAAGAGGGGCGGUGCUCUCAGCACAUCACCUGGGAUGAGGACGAGCAGUGUUAUGCUUUGUCUGAGCCGUACAAAUCCUACGUGGCCUGGAACGACCCCUCGAAUUUGGCAGCCAUGGCAAAUGAUGCGUUGUACGGGUGCUGCAAAGACCAGGCCGAGUACAACGUGAAAGACGCUGAUCGGAACAACUUGGUGAUGGUCCCGUGCGCAAGACCCGCCGAGGAUGGCGUUCGGGUCGAGUUCAAAAGUAUGUUUCUUUACCCACGGAAAUCUUGGUGCUGGAGUGUCCCACAAGAGCUGACUUUGGGCUACGGCUUCGAGGAGCCAGACCAGGAGGAGCCAGCUGAUGGACGAUAG